GAGCUCCUGAGAGCGACCCAUUCUUUCACCAAUGUUUGUAGAAGCCGUCUGCAUGCCUAGGGGGCUUGAUUGUAUACACACCUGUGUCCAUGGAGGGGAUUGGAACACCUGAAUUCACAUGAUAUGGAGGGGGAUUGGAACACCUGAAUCACAUGAUAGGGAGGGGAUUGGAGCACCUGAAUCAACAUGAAAUGGAGGGGAUUGGAACACCUGAAUCACAUGAUAUGGAGGGGAAUUGGGAGCACCUGAAUCACAUGAUAGGGAGGGGAUUGGAACACCUGAAUCACAUGAUAUGGAGGGGGAUUGGAACACCUGAAUCACAUAAUAUGGAGGGGAUUGGAACACCUGGAUCACAUGAUAUGGAGGGGAUUGGAGCACCUGAAUCACAUGAUAUGGAGGGGAUUGGAACAACCUGAAAUCACAUGAGAUGGGGGGGGAUUGGGAACACCUGAAUCACAUGAUACGGAGGGGAUAACACCUAAUCACAUGAUAUGGGAGGGGAUUGGAACACCUGAAUCACAUGAUACGGAGGGGAUUGGAACACCACUGAAUCACAUGAUACGGAGGGGAUUGGGACAACCUGAAUCACAUGAUACGGAGGGGAUUGGAACACCUGAAUCAACAAAAUACGGAGG
Messenger RNA from Staurois parvus, 635 nucleotides. The record is from the annotation of a GenBank genome assembly. Lineage: Eukaryota; Metazoa; Chordata; Amphibia; Anura; Ranidae.